Messenger RNA from Harmonia axyridis, 2557 nucleotides. Its product is annotated as endoplasmic reticulum aminopeptidase 2-like. The transcript has 14 exons. The coding region runs from base 142 to 2454 and encodes 770 amino acids. NCBI's taxonomy places the organism in Eukaryota, Metazoa, Arthropoda, Insecta, Coleoptera, Coccinellidae. Gene Ontology annotation, cellular component: cytoplasm. Gene Ontology annotation, biological process: peptide catabolic process; proteolysis. Gene Ontology annotation, molecular function: zinc ion binding; metalloaminopeptidase activity; peptide binding. The record is from RefSeq and is a predicted model, not a curated record.
CUAACUGCUUAUGCAUGAAGCAAAUCUAGCCGAUUUACAUAGAAAAGGAAGUUUGUACUUGGUUCGAUCGGAUUUGAAUAGAGAAAAGUUCACGUUUUUUUUAGUUGGAAAGGGCACCAAGUCUAGGGUGCUUGCGGUGAGAUGGGAUUAGAAAUUUUUUUUUGUGUGGGGCUUGUGUUCUGUCUUGUUCAGGGCACAGCAACUUCACCCUCAUUUCGUCUCCCAAGGGAUGUCUUCCCCACGUCCUAUUCUCUCAGAUUGGAACCAGACCUAGAUGGCAGCACAUUCGAAGGAGACGUGACGAUAUUUCUGAAGGUUGACCAACCUAUAAGCAACAUAACCUUGAACAGCAGGUACUUGGUGAUCAACGAGAUCACUUUGGACCAGAACUACCAAACCACCAAAUAUGUUUUGGACAAGACAAAUGAGAUCAUGCAGGUGUUUUAUGUUGGCGGAGAACGCAUAGAUCCUGGAGAGCACAUUCUGAAUAUAAAAUACACAGGAUCGUUCGGUUUUUUCCUUGGAUUCUACAAGAUCGCAUCUUCAGAUGAUCACAACCAAGUCAUGCUGGCCACGAAAUUUUCGUCAAAUCAUGCCAGGUCAGCUUUUCCAUGUUUCGACGAGCCUUACUUCAAAUCGGUCUUCAGCAUUCGUUUGGUGAAGCCAAAUAAUUCUUGGGAUGUCAUUUCUAAUAUGAGGGAAAUAGGCAGAGUCGAGACAUCCAAAGGAAUAGCAGUUGAUUUUGAGACCACCAUCCCAAUGUCAACAUACCUAUUAGCAUGGGUAUACACAGAUUACUACUUCGACGAAAUCAAUUUCAUGUCAGGUGGUAGGAACAUACCACUUAGGUUCUACAAUGCAGACAAAGUAGACCUGGAUUUACGUGAAGCACUGAAGGUAACCAAGAGAGCUUUGACUUUCUUCGAAAAUUACACUGACGUACCUUUUCCACUAGCCAAAUUAGAUUCCAUAGCGAUCCCAUCCUAUAGAAGUGGAGGAAUGGAACACUAUGGCCUGGUGGUAUAUCAAGAUCAUGCUGUCAUAUACAAAUCAAGCCCUUUCAUCGCCAAAUUGUACCAUUCUUUGAAAGCUGCCCUGUUGAUAUGUCAUGAGAUAUCGCACAUGUGGUUUGGAAAUCUAGUAACUCACCCGUGGUAUAACGACAUAUGGCUCACAGAAGGUUUUGCCAGAUACAUGCAGUUUAAGGCAGGGGUUGCAGUUCUUGGAGAGCCCUUUGUGAAACAUAUGUUUCAAGAGAGCAAAUUCCUUGCUCUCUUCCAGAGGCAAUGUGAGGGAGAUUACAAUACAGAAACUGCAAGCUAUCCUAGAAAUCUGCGUCAAAUCGGGACGAAAUAUGGACCAAGCACCUACGACCAGGGUGGGGCAUUAUUGAUGAUGUUAGAGGACCUUAUGGGAGAAGAAAAGUUCAGGGGUGUUGUGAUGAAGCACCUCAAAGGACAUCAGUAUGGCACAUCUACAACAGGAGAGUUCAUAAAGUUGGUAGAAGAGGCGUUACCAACUGUCAAUAUAAGGGAUGUUAUGGAGUCUUUUCUAUUCCAAAACAAAUUGCCAUUAAUGAACGUUACAAUCGAAGGAGAUUUCUUUGUUCUGAGGCAAUCUGUAUUGUGUAAUGGGGGACAAAUAUCGUUCUUUGGGGAUAAAUGGACUAUUCCAAUCAGAUACAUAACCAGCGGUAACCUUACCUCAAACAUCAUUUUGUACGAUAGAGAAAUAAGUGAGCUGAAGAUACCGAAAAUGAAAGAUGAUAAGUGGAUCCAAAUAAACCAUUUGAACAAUGGUUUGUAUCGAGUGAUGUAUUCCAGAGAAAUAUAUAAAGGAAUAGCUUCUGAUAUUGGGAAAUUGAACAGUUCUGAUAUAGGACCUUUAAUUGAAGAGGCAUUCUUUAUGUCGUCCCUUGGAAAAAUCAAAUGUGACAUACCACUGAAACUUAUAGGAGUACUGAGGGGAUUGAAAACCAUUGACUUCAUCUCGUUUACUUACGCUAGUAGAUCAUUCAACUUAUUUGCAGAAUCUGUGAUCUACGACUCUAAUGCAACUAAGAUAUUGAAGACGUAUUUCUAUGAUAUUUUCGGACAGUACUAUGACAAAUUGUCCUGGAUAGUAAAGGAAGGAGAAUCUAUGAACGAUAGGUUGUUGAGAAUGGAAAUUCUGGAAUCCUUCUGCAUGAGAUACCGAACAGGAUACGUAUAUCCCAAAUGUUUCAAAGAUGUGGCUGCUUUACAACAAAAAAAUAUAACAGUUCUAGAAGAUGUUGACUACAUAUACCAAGAUCUCGUAAGAAUUUCGAAGAAAUUUAACAUGACAAUGGAUGUAGAAGAUCAAGGUUCUGAUUUCUUGAUAGAAGCCGUUCCAACUGACAAUUCUUGCGCUUCCUGGAUAAAACAAAAUGUGCCCAAGUUUAUUCGAAAAAAAGAUAAUUCACCUAGUACCUAAUUGUAACGAUUGUUAGUUUGUUAUUCUGUAAUUUUUCAUAAAAUUAGAUACACAGAGUAUUCUAUUUAUAUACUUACAGCAAUGAAAUAAAUUUUCAAAUUUU